Molecule: messenger RNA, 700 nt
Organism: Physella acuta
Lineage: Eukaryota; Metazoa; Mollusca; Gastropoda; Physidae
Product: methyltransferase-like protein 27
Source: RefSeq, a predicted model, not a curated record
AUUAGGUAAAACAUGUCGCAAGGAGUUGCAACAGCUGACACUGUGCAAUAUGAGAAAGUUGUCCCAAAGGAUGAGCUUUAUCAAAAAUAUUCUGAAUGGGCUAUAGAUGCACAGUAUGAGCAGGACCUUUGUGAAACAAACUACCGAGCUCCGCUCAUAGCGGCAGAAGCGAUGGCCGAUUUGUUUCCUGAAGCUGUGAGAAAGGACCUCUACAUUUUAGACAUCGCUGCCGGCACUGGGCUGGUUGCUGGGCAUCUGAAGAACAGAGGCUUUGUAAAAAUAGAUGCUUUAGAGCCUGUCGAAAAUAUGAUAAACGUCGUCAAAUCAAAGAAUCUUUAUCUACGAACUUUCCAGAAUUUUCUCGGUGAAGACUCAGCCUAUAUCGAACCUGAUUACGAUGCUGUGGUGGUGUGUGGGGGUAUGUCGCCUGGUCAUAUACCAUGUAGUGGACUGGAUGAAAUGAUUCGCUUAACCAAACCAGGUGGUCACGUGAUCAUCGUAAUGUAUAAAAAAUAUCUGACCAGCGUAGAGGAGUUUAACGGCAGACUUGAACCACGCAUGAAACAGCUGGAACUGGAGGGCAAGUGGGAGGCUGUCUCUCGGAGAGUGGAACCAAACUACUACCAUGGCGGGGACGGUGCUGUCUUCAUAUUCAAAGUUACAGGAAAAUAAUGACGAAACAGCAUUAAACAAUAUUAAA